AUCAGUGAUAGAACAGGCUGGAACUUUAUAGCUUCAUAUAAAUAAUGUUAGGAAAAAUGUCAACAAUUAUGGCUGGAAACAUGUGUGUUAAAGAGCUUAAAUAUGUGAAAAGAGUACUAGCAAUAUGUGAAAGAGCUGCAAUUUUUGAAAAUCACAGUAGUUUCUCUUAUGUGCUUGAAAGUUAUAAAUUUGUGUUCAUACAUUCCUUUUUUCUAAUUGAAUUUUUUUGUCUAUUGAUUCUUUUCAUAUUUAUUAUGGCAAAAUUAGGUUUUCUUGUGGAUCAUCAACUACUAUCCGAUAUUGAAUGCUUUAUCAUCCUUGAGGAGAUAUUGUGCCAACAAUUUCUUGUUAUGUUUAUUUUUCUUUUCAUGACCAUGUAUGGUCAUUUUAUAAAAAAAAACGUAGAAAUAGACGUGUGAUUAGGUAUCGUAUGAGUGUUCGAAUUCCUAAAAUUAUGUCUCAUUUAAAUGGUAUCAUACAUGACAGUGACAUUGUAUGUAUUGAUAAGUUAAGAAAGGAUAGAAAUUCCUUUCACACUUUAGUUCUCUUAACCAAGGAAAUUGGAGGUUUGACCGAUAGCAAAAACAUGUCAAGUAGUGAGAAGUUAGCAAUGUUUUUAAAUAUCUUGGCUCAUCAUGAGAAGAAUAGAUCCAUUAAGGUCGAUUAUGUUAGAUCGGUUUGGAGCGUAAGUCAAGCUUUUAACGAAUGCUUGAGAGCUAUUCUCAAACUAGCGCCUUUGUUACUUGUUAAUCCCAAACCGGUGCUUGAAGAUGAGACUAAAGAUCGAUGGAGAUGGUUUAAGGGAUGUUUAGGCGCAUUAGAUGGUACUUACAUUCCAAUUAGAGUUCGAUCUGAGCAAGAACCAAGAUACAAGACAAGAAAGGGAGAAAUAGCAACUAACAUACUGGGAGUUUGUGAUAGAAAUCUCAAUUUUACUUAUGUAUUACCUGGUUGGGAAGGAUCAGCUGCCGAUGGUCGUGUAUUAUGAGAUGUUGUAGUGCGAAUGAAUGGUUUGAAAAUCCCUGAGGGUAUGCCAUACAUAUGCUUAUGCACUCAAAUUAUAUCACAAAAAGAAUAUUCUAUAAAAAUAACUAAACUUAUGUUUAUAUCAUAGGAAAUUAUUAUCUGUGCGAUGGAGGAUAUACAAAUGGAACUGGUUUUCUUUCACCUUACAGAGGGUAUAGAUAUUGGUUAAGGGAUUGGCAAGGUGACAAUCCGCCAACUCAAUGUCGAGAAGAGCUUUUCAAUAUGAAGCAUGCUAGGGCUCGUAAUUAUAUCGAAAGGGCAUUGGGCAAUUCUUAGAAGUCCUUCGUGGUACUCAGUUAAGGUUCAUAACAAGAUCAUUAGUGCUUGUUGUUUGGUGCACAACUUUGUUCGUAGAGAGAUGGAAGUGGAUCCCUUAGACAUUGAUAUGGAAGAACAAGUGGAGUAUCAACAAGACAAAAUUAAUGUUGUUGAAUCAUCUGAGGAGUGGACUACAUGGAGGGAUGAGCCGGCUCAAUCAAUGUGGAAUGCAAGUCUAAACAAUUGAUCUUUUCAGCACGUUCCAUGCUUGUAUUAUAUUUUGUGGUCUUUAGGUGUUUUUCUCUUUAGUUUUUUGUAUAAUUGUAAGGUGUAUCAACUUUCAGUUUGUUGUGAUUAUAAGAAAUAGUUACUUACCUUUAUUUUUGUGAAGAUAACAUAUGUUUGGUUAGCUCUUCUUAUGUGAUAUUUUGGUACUUCCAUUUUUAUUUUUAUUUUUUUAAUGUGUAAAGUGUGAAAUUUUAUUUUUGUGAUGCUAAGUAAUAUUGGAGAUACUUAUGCUUCUUGAGAUGAUUUAUUUCACAAGAUUAUACA
This is a messenger RNA of Lycium ferocissimum, 1836 nucleotides long. RefSeq lists its product as uncharacterized. The record is from RefSeq and is a predicted model, not a curated record. The transcript is spliced from 2 exons. Bases 431 to 988 code for a protein of 185 amino acids. NCBI's taxonomy places the organism in Eukaryota, Viridiplantae, Streptophyta, Magnoliopsida, Solanales, Solanaceae.